AUGGCUCCGGUACAGCAGAUGGGGGAAUUCCCCGAUAUUCCUCUCAUGUCGGUCGAAGCUCGAGAUGCAACUCUAGACAAUUCGGUCGACGCUUCUCCCUCUAUCAUCUUCAACCAGCUUGCACCUCGAACCGACUCUUCUUCUGCGGCUACCACCAAAGUGGCCUAUGGCCAAGGCACGAUUGACCCCAAGAACAUCAAAAUGCAGGGUCUGCUGGCCUUGUUCGCGAUCAUCGGUGCUGUCUUCGUGCUCGGUGCCAUCUGGUUCUUCUUCUGGGCCAAGAAUGGCGGUUUUGUCUGGCGCAAGGGUGAUUGGGACGAGUACAAGUCGACCGUGUUACGACGCAAAGGACCUGAUGGGCGGACCCUUAGUAACGCCACGAAAAGUACUAAGUUGGGCGGCGGUAGCGUUGUUGGAAAGGGCUACAGCGACGACGGCUACACCUACACCGACGAGACUGGUACCUACACUGAGACCGCAACAACGAUCAGCGACGAGAAGCCGAAGAAGAAGCGCAACUUCCGGGAGAAGAUCCUCCGUCAACACAAGGGAGAAAAAUGGGAAGGCGAGGGCGACGAUGAUGUGCGAGCUUAUCGCGAAGAGAAGCCCGCCCGGAUUGGCGGCAUGAAUCGGGAAGCCGACGGCACCUACCAUGGCAGUGACUACGAUUCGUCCGCACCACCGACACACUACAACCGCAGCGACAUGAGCGACACCCGCGACUACGCCUACGAGCAGCCGCGUCGCUCUCGCAACCGCAACCCUUCCGGGUUCUCCUUCACUGCCGGCAGCGAAGACGUCCUGAGUCAAACUACCGAAGAGCACCACCUACGUGACCCAUCCUCCCGCCGCCAGAACCGCCCACGCGAUCGUGAGCGCCGCCGCAGCGCUGCGCCCCCAUCUGCCCCUUCAUCUCGCACCAGCAGCCCGCGCAAGAAGGAUCGCUCCUCUGUGCCCGCGGGAUACACGAAGCCUCUGGAUCUCUCCUCUGCCGGGGCCCGUUCGGAAUACCAGUACUCUAACGUUGGUACCGAGGACUCAAACGGUACGAAGAGCUACCACCACCCCAUCCCGGGCUUGGCCAAGGGCUACCGUCGUGAAGGCCACGGUCGCCGUCGUCGUGAUAGUCUGAGUGACAGCGAGGGUGACGAGACCCAGUACUCUUGA
Penicillium canariense is the source of this 1167-nucleotide messenger RNA. RefSeq lists its product as uncharacterized. Lineage: Eukaryota; Fungi; Ascomycota; Eurotiomycetes; Eurotiales; Aspergillaceae. The record is from RefSeq and is a predicted model, not a curated record. The coding region runs from base 1 to 1167 and encodes 388 amino acids. The transcript has a single exon.